AUGGAGGACGCCUGGGCUUUAGAGGUAAGAUGUGUGUGACCUGUGCGCCUGUGUAUUCUUUUUUUUGUUUGUUUGUUUGUUUGUCCCCGCUCCUCGUGUUCGGCCUCUGAGCCGCCGCGAGUCGACGGAGAGGAGCAGGAAAGUGCGCUCUACACCCCCCCUUCCCCGGGGGGCGUCGGGCCCAGCGCCCUCUGCAAGACAGGCCAUCCCGCGGGGGACGGUCGCGUCGUCUCUCAUCCUACGCGUCCGUUCUUCUCGUCAGCUGAGCCGGCGCCGGCACGGCGACGAAGAGGACGGACCCGUGGUUCUGAGACGACGCGUCCCCCGCUCCGGGGUUCGGCCGCUGAGACGACGCGCAGCACGUCGACGGAGAGGAGCAGGAAAGUGCGCUCGAGACGACGCGUCCCCCGGGUUCGGCCGCUCCGGAGGGUUCGGCCGCUUCGAGACGACGCGCCGCACGUCGACGGAGAGGAGCAGGAAAGUGCGCUCUACCCCCCCUUCCCCGGGGGGCGUCGGGCCCAGCGCCCUCUGCAAGACAGGCCAUCCCGCGGGGGACGGUCGCGUCGUCUCUCAUCCUACGCGUCCGUUCUUCUCGUCAGCUGAGCCGGCGCCGGCACGGCGACGAAGAGGACGGACCCGUGGUUCUGAGACGACGCGUCCCCCGCUCCGGGGUUCGGCCGCUGAGACGACGCGCAGCACGUCGACGGAGAGGAGCAGGAAAGUGCGCUCGAGACGACGCGUCCCCCGCUCCGGGGUUCGGCCGCUGAGACGACGCGCCGCACGUCGACGGAGAGGAGCAGGAAAGUGCGGCUACGGUCCAAGACCGUCCCGAGGAGGGGGAAAGCGCCGGAGGCGAGUUUGGAAAAAGGGAAAAACGGGGGACGGAGGAUUCGUCUGCGAGUCGACGUGCUGA
Messenger RNA from Xyrichtys novacula (pearly razorfish), 913 nucleotides. The record is from the annotation of a GenBank genome assembly. Lineage: Eukaryota; Metazoa; Chordata; Actinopteri; Labriformes; Labridae.